Molecule: messenger RNA, 1527 nt
Organism: Moneuplotes crassus
Lineage: Eukaryota; Ciliophora; Spirotrichea; Euplotida; Euplotidae
Source: the annotation of a GenBank genome assembly
AAAUUUUUAUAUUAAAAAUGAAGGAUCCUCCUGAUCGCUCAAAGCAGGAUGAUGAUUUUGAAAUGACUGAGUUAAGUGACCAUGAGCACGAGUCAGAAACAUCCUCAAAUAAUAUUCAUUCCAUAGAUGAAAUUUCUUAUAUAUUUUUACUGAUAAUAGCAAUGAAAAAGGCUCUUCCUCUCUCCCUAUCAUUAGUUGCAAAUGUCGGCUCUCUUACCUUUAUUUCAUGAACGAUGUCAAGAAUGACGAGGAAUCAGGAUAUCCUUGGAGCAGUGGGACUUGGCAAUAUGACUCUAAAUCUAAUCCUCAGAAGCUACAUUUUUGGCUUCAAUAACUCACUAAUGUCAUCAUUAUCUCAAGCGUAUAGAACAGGACAAUAUAGUAAAAUGGGUCAUAUCAUAAACAAAAGUAAAAUAUUAUUCCUACUCUGAAUGAUUCCUCUGAUGAUAUUUCUAUUUUUCAUUUACAGAAUACUACUUCUCUUCGGAUUGAAUGAGAGGGUUGCCUCCAAUACACAGUUCUAUGUCAGAAUUGGGAUGAUAGCUUUUGUAUUCCACCUUUAUUUUGACGUUUAUCGUAAAAUGCUAAAUUCUAUUGGGCUCUCGUAUGUGCAUUCUUCAGUCCCUUAUAUUUCCUUUGGGCUUCAUAUCUUCUGGUGAUUCUCUCUGAUAACUUACUUUGAUUUGGGACUAGUAGGAGCUGCUAUUUCUGUAAACAUUCAGUCACUCACAAACCUAGCAAUUUUAUACCUGAUAGUGCGCUGGUUUGGAUACGGAAAGGAAAUAUCAAAGCCGAUGAGCAAAGAAGCUUUUGAAGGAUGGUCAGAAUUUUUAGUCAAAGGAAUCCCUUCCUUUCUUCUACAGUUAAUCUCUUAUAUGUCGAUUGAAAUCAUCAUCCUUCUCUCUGGAGCUAUCGACACUGAAAUCCUCAUUGCAAAUUCAGCACUAGUGAAUCUUCUCUAUCUGAUGUAUCUUUAUAUCUACGGUGCAGUGCAGGCUCUCUCCCCAAUGAUCACUACAGAGAUUCGUGAAGGAAAUAAAAAGGGUGCUGAGAGGAUAAUCAACACUUUGAUCUUAUUCGGAGUGGUUUUUACUUUCAUCUCAUUAUUAAUUCUUCACUGAUUUAAGCACUUUAUUUUCUACCUGUACACACCUCAAGAAAGUAUUAUCGAAAAGAUGGACAAGAUUGUUUAUAUUUAUUCUCUAGCGUUAGCUCUCAAUAAUAUGAAGGAUACUCUGGUUGGAGUCAUUAUAGGGCUAGGGAUCCAGAACAAAACAGUGGCAUUCAAUUUAGUGUCAUAUCUACUCCUCGGUAUACCACUUUCGUACUACUUGUCGCUAAGCCAUCAUUGGACAAAUUCAGGGCCAUGGCUUGGAAUCAGCUUGGCAAAUUUCCUAAAUGUGAUAUAUUAUCUCUACCUCUGCAAAGGAAUUGAUUUGCAAUGGUUUGUCCAACAGUACCGUAGAAAAUACCUCAGAGUAUCCAGAAUAAGCCUAGAUUAGUUUCAUUAAUCUCUGAAAAUAUGCA